Molecule: messenger RNA, 936 nt
Organism: Entrophospora sp. SA101
Lineage: Eukaryota; Fungi; Glomeromycota; Glomeromycetes; Entrophosporales; Entrophosporaceae
Source: the annotation of a GenBank genome assembly
AUGGGAGGAUUUAAAGAAAAAGAAAUAAUUGAUUAUUUGGAACAAAAUAACCUAGUCUCUGCUGGAAAAUAUAAUUUAGCAGUGAGUUUUGCGGUUGGUUAUCCUUCAAAAGAGGACAAAGAGGGAGUGAGGGAGAUUAAUGUUUACCAAAUCUAUUACGAAAGAGAAGAACAAGGCAUUACCGAAAAACUAGAAAGAGGAGAAUUAGAUUUGAGCGAAGCACUUGAUAUGAAAUUCCCACUAACUAAACUAACUUUGGGAAAUAAGCCAAAUUUAACUACACUUGAAUGCUCCUAUAAUCAACUAACUUCCAUUGAUGUAUCCAAGUGUCCUAAUUUAACUGAACUUGAUUGCUUCUAUAAUAAACUAACUUCCAUAGAAUUCUUAAAACAACUACCUCACCCUGAGAAAAAACUAACUUUGGGAAAUGAUGACCCAGAAAGAUGCAAAAACAACAUUUACAAUCGUUUCUAUGGCAGUUUAGAACCAUUAAGGGGCAUGACUAAAUUACCAGGUUUAUGUAUUGAUGGCACUGAUGUUGAGGAGGGAUUGGAAUAUUUACCGACUACUAUUGAAAAAGGCGAUUUUAAACACCAAAUCACCCAAACCCAACAAGAACUAAUUGCAACGAAAACCAACACCCCCGACAAAUUAAAACGUAUUCAAAGAUUAGAAAGUAAAAUUAACCAUUUAGAAAUCAUUAAAGAUUUAUUAAAGCAAAGAAACCAAAUAAUCGAACAAGUCCAAGAGGAAAGAGAAAUUCACCAAGACAGUUUAAAAGCCAUGGACAACUUUUAUCAACAAAACCCACCCCAAGAGGAGCAGAGAUUAAAUAACAUCCUCAAAGUGUUUGAAAAAGAUUAUUUAAAACUUAACUGGGAAAAUCAACAAAAAGACCAAAAGGUUAAGGAAGAGCAAGAAAAAUCAAACAACUGA